Messenger RNA from Thlaspi arvense, 1108 nucleotides. Lineage: Eukaryota; Viridiplantae; Streptophyta; Magnoliopsida; Brassicales; Brassicaceae. The record is from the annotation of a GenBank genome assembly.
GUGGCAUCACAUGCCGACCUGUCCGCCGAGUAAACGACGUGCUUAUAAGAAGGAUUAGGAUACUAUAAAUAAUCAUUAUUCCUCUCAGCGAACCACAAAUUGCCACGUUAACUUUACACGGUACUCCGAAAAGCAGAGAAUAAUGACUCAAAACUCUAAAUAUUUGCAGCAAAUCUAUUAAUAGUUGGAGACAGAUCAGAUCUCCACUUUCUUACAUUCAUAUAUCACUAAUGAUGCCUCGCCGUGACGUUCUCCUCCUCUCCCUCCUCGUCAUCGCGACACUCUCCGCCGUCGCAUUGGCCGAAGAUGAAGCAGAUUGUGUCUACACAUUCUACCUCAGAACCGGAUCGAUCUUCAAAGCCGGUACAGAUUCGAUCGUAAGCGCUAGAAUCUACGACAAAUACGGAGAUUACAUUGGGAUCCGAAACCUAGAGGCGUGGGGUGGUUUAAUGGGACCAGGUUACAACUACUACGAGAGGGGCAAUCUCGACAUUUUCAGUGGGAAAGCACCGUGUCUUCCGAGUCCAGUCUGUUCAUUGAAUCUGACCUCCGACGGCUCCGGCGACCACCACGGUUGGUAUGUUAACUACGUGGAGGUCACGACAGCUGGAGUUCACGCCAAGUGCUCGCACCAAGAAUUCGAUGUUGAGCAAUGGCUUGCGACCGAUACGUCGCCGUAUAACCUCACCGCCGUACGGAACAACUGCCCGGUUUCUCUUAGACAGAGUGUUGUCGGUCGGGUCGGGUCUGAGAUCCGGAAGACUCUCUCUUGGAUCGUGUGAAUCAAUGAAUGAAGAAUUUGUGUGUUUCUUGGAGACUUGUUCUUUGUCGUCUUGUGAACGUGUGAUGGCAAAAAUGAUUCGAUCAAAUAAAAUUUCGGUUUUUUUGUUUGUUUGUGAGAUUUAAUCAAUUGUCAUAAAGUGUAUUUUGAAGGAUUAAGAGAUAAUCACUUGUUGAUGUAUUUUCUUUUUUGAUAUACAUAAACGGUCAAAUCAAAGUUAAAAUAUUUUGAUGAUUUCAAAUCUUUACCAAUCCAUUAUGAAUUAAAGAAUUAAUAUUUCAAAGUGUUUUUUUUUCCUCCACGUUCGUAACAUUCAAUAUUAUAGAC